Messenger RNA from Penicillium alfredii, 1005 nucleotides. Its product is annotated as Bax Inhibitor family protein. The coding region runs from base 1 to 1005 and encodes 334 amino acids. The record is from RefSeq and is a predicted model, not a curated record. NCBI's taxonomy places the organism in Eukaryota, Fungi, Ascomycota, Eurotiomycetes, Eurotiales, Aspergillaceae. The transcript is spliced from 2 exons. Gene Ontology annotation, cellular component: mitochondrial inner membrane.
AUGGCUUUCUUUCUCAGGCGCCCCUUUGUGGUGACCUCGGCGCUUCGCCAGGUCCCCAAAUCCAGCACUGCUCGCUUCAUCCACAACUCUCCGUUCAAGCCCGCCCAGGCCUCCAAGCCGUUGGGCGCUUCUUCCGUCUUCGCGAAGUCCCGACAGACCUUCCAAAAUGCCUUCCGACGGACGUACAUGCAGCCGACCUACAAUGCCCAGGGUGGCAACCUCACCUCGAAGCUGAUCUAUGGCGCGGCCAUCGUCGGUGGCACCGUUCUGGCGACCAACCUGGUCUUCAACCGUGAGACGAGAGAGGACGGGGGCAUGCCCGAGUAUGAGCGAAGCUUCCUGAACGAAACUUUUAUGCACACCGGCCUUGGUAUUGGUAUUAUUGGUAUUGCUGCGCGCGCUCUGCACAUGAAUGGAUGGUCGUACCGUCUGAUGGCCAUGAACCCGUGGGCCGUCGUCGGCCUCGGUCUGGUCGGUAGCAUUGGCACGAUGUUUGGAACUUUCUACACGCCCCCGGAGAACUACCUCAUGAAAUACGGCCUCUGGACCGCCUUCAACGUCACCCAGGCCGCUCUCCUCUCUCCGCUGAUGUUCCUGCACCCUGCUCUGCUCGCCCGUGCCGGUAUGUACACUGUCGGUAUGAUGGGCUCGAUUGCCUUCGUCGGCGCCACCGCUAAGCAGGAGAAGUACCUCUACCUGGGUGGCCCGCUCCUGGCUGGUGUGACUAUUGUUGCUCUCUCUGGCUUCGCCCCACUGGUUCUCCCCGCCACAGCUGCUCGCACCUUGAUGUGGUCUGAGCGCAUCUGGCUGUACGGUGGUCUGGCUGUCUUCGGUGGCUUCACUCUCUACGAUGUGCAGAAGGUCCUGCACCACGCUCGUCUGUCCCAGCGAGGUUUGAUCAAGCGCGAUGUUGUCAACGAGAGUGUCAGCCUUGAGCUGGACUUCAUCAACAUCUUUGUCCGUAUGGUCCAGAUUCUCGGCAUGCGGAGCAACAACCGGAAAUAA